AUGGAGACAGGACUUGGGCUGAAGUCAUUUGUGUUUUCUCUUUCGAACAUAAUACUUGUUGCCAAAGUAGGGUUGGUUAUAUUAGGAACAGUCUAUCCUUGCUUGUAUGGAUUGGUUGCUCUAAUAUCCUUGGUGGUUAUACAGAGAAAAACGAUCCACAAGGCUCUUGGGAUAUUGCUGAUUAUAAUAUACCUAAAGCUGUUGCUUGGAUCUUCUUUUGAGUUCGAUGCACCUUCAAAGAUAUGCAACUCCACUUUUUCUGAUGAAGUUGAUGAUCAAGAGGCAGAUGAAUUCAGCUCAUCAAGUGAGCACUUCAUUGAUGAUAAGAUAUUUCCUAGCGAAGUGAAGAAGAACGAGAACAUUAUUGGCCAUCGCCUUGAAGAAUCUAACUUAUCCCAUCUUCAGAAUAGAGAUGAUGCACGUUGUCGUUUCUGCUCAAGAGUUUUAUCUUAG
Molecule: messenger RNA, 453 nt
Organism: Encephalitozoon romaleae SJ-2008
Lineage: Eukaryota; Fungi; Microsporidia; Unikaryonidae
Exons: 1
Coding region: 1-453 (150 amino acids)
Source: RefSeq, a predicted model, not a curated record